AUGAGCCGCGCCGCAAACCCAAACAAAGCCAAGAAAACGUCAGAAGAACUGGAGGUCGAUUCGGUGGCAAAAAAGCAAAAGGCCGAGAAAGAAAGGAUUCGCAAACUCAUUAUAACUUUAGGUGACGAGAACAAAAAGGUUGUCUCACAAAUCCGGGGUUUGGCCGCAGCUCUGGAGGAUGAUAUUGAGCUGCAUGGAGCGCUGAUUCAACGAAGUGUACUGGAUUGUGCGAAAUGUUUGCCGGUCAAGUCUGGAAUCUAUGCAGCAUGGUUGUCGAAGAUGGCCGACAAACAUCCACAAUGGGCGACCGGUGUGGUGUUGGGUGCUUUGGACGAUUUGCGCGCCGCUAUUCAAGGCGGUCGGACAACGAACGCGCAAUUGCUGUUGCGCUUCCUUGUGUCCUUGGCCAGCACGGGUGUCGUGGGCGUGGAUGCGGUGUUGGGCUUGUUGCAGGAGGUGAUGGGCCUCUCUCACGGCUUGCCGCCAAACAAGGGAGGUGAUUUUGGUUGUUUUAUGGCCCUUGCACAGCUUCCUUUCCUGAGCGCAUCUGCGUACCAGCAGGGCAAGGAUACGGUGGCUGGUCUGGUCGCAGACGCGUCGAAGUACAUUCAAAGCCGAGAUCCCAGAUGGAAACCCUUGCUGGAAAUGAUGAUAGGCAGUGGGCUUCCAGACAGGUUGGAGGAGAUCCAGAAGGCUGUGCAAUCACUUUCUGACACUGGCUGGUCGUCACAGGUUGUUCUCCACGUGCCUGGUUGUCAGCCAGCUUCUGACCGCGUAGUUGGCGUGCCCGACCUCAAGCUGGGCAUCGGCCAAGAUGAUUUCCGGAAAAGCCGAGUGCGGCUGCAGGUUCCAUUAGUGGCAGCAAGACUUCUCACAUCACGCAUGGAUGCGGCCGCGCCGUUGUCUGCUACUGAUAGAUGGGUCUUGGAAGAUUACGUCUUGCUCACACUGGAUAUGUUUUCUUGUGACAUUGAAGAGUGCAGCAAGCAGCUGUUGCGAAUACCGGUCUUGCAUCCCCACUUCGAGGCUGCAGUGGUGGAAGUUCUGUUCUGCCAAAUGCUUCAGCUGCCUGUGCCAAGGCUGCCUCCGUUGUUUUAUUCUCGGUUGCUCGAGGUGUGUGCGGAGAAGCAGGCUUCAAUGAACAAGCUGAUUGAUGAGGCCUUUCAGGCAUUGUUUUCGAAACUGCCAGACCUGGAUGAGGAUUGCCUGGAUGCGCUUGCGGGCACUUUUGCGUGUCGUUUGUCCAAGAACUCGUUCCAGGCCGACUGGAGCUUGUUUGUCGGGACGGAAGCCACCUGUGAGGCAAAGCGAUUUGCCAAGAUGACCUUCCAGAAGUUGCAACGUCUGUUGGAACAUCACAACAUGAUGCACAGACUGCCCGAGGCGUUGCACGUGUUGGCACCAUCAGAACCGAAACCGGCAAGUGGACUCGGAGUUGUUUCCAAGCCACAAUUCGGCCGCAUGAUCAAUCUUGUUCGCCUCAAGGAUGCCAACCCAGCAAAAGUUUUUGACUUUUGCCAGUGGCUGAUGAAGUCCACACCGAAGGCCGAGGACUUUGACCAAGUCGCCCCAGCUGAGGAGGGUGAUUUGCCUCAUCCCAAGCGACAAAAGACCGAGGUAAAACCUGAGGUCCAUGAGGACUUUGGGGAUCCACCCGCGCAGUCCUGGCCGCUGGAGGAAGUGGCCGAGCUUGUCCUGGCUGUCAUGCUGCAGCAGGGUCACAAGACCCCCACGCACAUGGCAAAGAUCCUGGAUGGGCAUGCCGAGGUUUUGAAGCAGUUGCGCCCUGCUGACGAGAGUGGGUCUCAAAGCUUCGGCAAGGCUUUGGCUCGCUGUGUCUUCGAGUUUUGGAGAGCGCAUGGGCAGCGGCUGGAGAUUACCAUUGACGCUCUGCUGAACAGAAAGGUGCUGGCACCUCGACAGGUUGUGGAGGUAGCGUUGAUGAGCAAGGAUUGUGACGAGUUGUACGUGUGGAAUGUCCUCCAUGCGGCUGCUAGAAAAUGUUUGGGCCGUCUACAGUCUGCCCGAACAGAGCUGGCGAUCGCCAAAAAACUGGUUGAGGAAGGCGCCCUGGAGAAACGUCGGACAGAACUGGAUGAAGCCAUCCAAGAAACGGCUGACUUGUUUCUCUCUAUCUUCACUGGCCUCGUUCGAAAUGUUGAGGAAGCUCGAGAAUCUCGGAGUGAUGAAAGCAACGGAAGCAUGUGCGAAAUCAGGUUGCGAAGAAUCACAGCCAUUGGUCGCAGAUACCUUGCAGACAUCAAGCCGCUGGUAGAUGCUGCAGGGAGCAAGAUUCCCGGAGUGUCUUGUAGCCCUGAUAUCGCCAAAGUGUUUGCGAUGCUGAGCACCUUGUGA
Messenger RNA from Symbiodinium natans, 2355 nucleotides. The record is from the annotation of a GenBank genome assembly. Lineage: Eukaryota; Dinophyceae; Suessiales; Symbiodiniaceae.